GUCAGAGUGAGUGAAGGACUGAGUGGAACAAGAAAGCUUUACAAGGGAGGGGCACUGUACGCUGGUGUGGUGCUCCUACCUGCUUAUAAGUGUCACGCCAGAGAAGAAACGGCACUUCCUGGUUCUCUCUGCUGGCUGUCCGGGCUGCUCCCCAUCACCUCUUUCUUUGCCUGGGAACAUGGCCAACAGGAAAAUAAUCGCAGUGUUUGGAGCAACAGGGGCUCAGGGUGGCUCUGUGGCCAGGUCUAUUCUGGAGAACAAACAUUUCGCACUGAGAGUACUGACCAGGGAUGUGACUCGGAAAAAUGCCCUAGAGUUUCGGGACCUUGGUGCUGAGGUGGUCAGAUGUGAUCUGGGUGACCCUGCAUCUGUGGAAGAGGCCUUAAAAGGGGCCCAUGGAGCCUUUGUGGUGACCAACUUCUGGGACCAUCUCAGCAAAGAGAAGGAAGUGUGUCAGGGAAAGCUAGUGGCAGAUGCAGCCAAGCGCCUGGGCCUGAAACACGUGGUUUACAGCGGCUUGGAGAAUGUGGAUCGGUUGAGCGGGGGCAAGCUGAAGGUUCUGCACUUCGAUGGGAAGGGGGAAGUGGAGGAGUAUUUCUGGUCCAUCGGUGUUCCCAUGACCAGCAUCCGCUUGGCGGCUUAUUUUGAGAACUUCCUCACUGUGUGGAAGCCAGUGAAAACCUCGGAUGGUUACUACACCCUAGCCCUGCCCAUGGGGGAUGUCCCAAUGGAUGGGCUCUCUGUCGCCGACAUUGGAGCAGCCGUCUCCAGCAUUUUUGAUUCUCCAGAGGAGUUUGUAGGCAAGGCUGUGGGCCUCAGCUCAGAGGCCCUAACAAUACAGCAGUACGCCGAUGUUUUGUCCCAAACACUGGGGAAGGACAUCCGAGAUGCAAAGAUCACCCCAGAAGCUUAUGAGAAGCUGGGAUUCCCUGGAGCAGAGGAAUUGGCCAAUAUGUUUCGUUUCUAUCAAAUGAAGCCAGAGCGUGACAUCAAGCUUACCCACCGUCUAAAUCCCCAAAUCAGAAGCUUCAGCCAGUUUAUCUCAGAGAACCAGGGAGCCUUUAAAGGAAAUGUGAGGAGCCUCAGCUGUUGAGGCUGCAUGGUCUCCUGUCCCUCAGAUCAUGCUGUCCUUGCAACACAACAUUCCCCUUUACAGAGCAGCUAAGUUGAGGAGAUGAUUGUCGGUACCAUCUGAGGGUUCUCUAUGCUUUCUCUCCAGGAGAGACACAGCAGUUGGGAUUUAACACAGCAAUUUCAUUCUCUUAAAACUUUCCAGCUAGUGAUUAAUAGUAGUAGAGUUGUGCAGUGAAUUGAGAAGUCCCAGAAUACACUGCCUACUCCAGAUCUUUCUGUCCAAGAUCCAAGUUGUCAGGGACUAGGUGACGGGAGCCAUAAGCCUAAGUGACUUGAUACACAUGCCGCCAUAUUU
Molecule: messenger RNA, 1429 nt
Organism: Onychomys torridus (southern grasshopper mouse)
Lineage: Eukaryota; Metazoa; Chordata; Mammalia; Rodentia; Cricetidae
Product: nmrA-like family domain-containing protein 1
Exons: 5
Coding region: 179-1093 (304 amino acids)
Source: RefSeq, a predicted model, not a curated record